Myxocyprinus asiaticus (Chinese sucker) is the source of this 4110-nucleotide messenger RNA. RefSeq names its product phosphoglucomutase 2 (gene pgm2). Bases 544 to 2148 code for a protein of 534 amino acids. NCBI's taxonomy places the organism in Eukaryota, Metazoa, Chordata, Actinopteri, Cypriniformes, Catostomidae. The transcript is spliced from 12 exons. The record is from RefSeq and is a predicted model, not a curated record. Gene Ontology annotation, molecular function: phosphopentomutase activity; magnesium ion binding. Gene Ontology annotation, biological process: carbohydrate metabolic process; purine ribonucleoside salvage.
GCACUGACUGCAAUGGCAAGAUGUAAAGUGAAUAAGUAGUUAUAUUUUGGUCUAUUCUCACCCAAAACUAACUGGAUCGCUUCAGAAGACAUGGAUUAAACCACUGGAUUCUAAUGGAUUACUUUUAUGCUGACUUUGGCUGUUUCUCAAUGUCUAUUCUUUUUGCGUUCUUAUGUUCUUACGUUCUUGUGGACUUGUUUGUUGUCACCACCCAUCUCCAAAAAAAGAAAAUAGUUAAGAGGUUGCUGAAUCUACAUAUCGCAGCAGCACAUCUCAAAACUCGCAUAGAUACGUUUUACGUCCUUGUGUCUUCCGAGUUUGCUCUUUCAAGGUAGUUAGGCAAGACUGAUUUUCACAAGAAUGCAAGAACGAGAACAUGUUCUUAGCAUUGAGAAACACCCUUUAUCUCUUUUUUUUUUUAAGCUUUUGGAGUUCUGGCCACCAUUCACUUGCAUUGUAUGGACCUACAGAGAUGAGAUAUUCUUCUAAAAAUCUUUGUUUGUGUUCAGCAGUAGAAAGAAUGUCAUACACAUCUGGGAUGUCAUGAAAGGUUUCUGUCAGUACCUUGAGCAGUGUUUUAAAGAUCUGAAGCAGAGAGGAGUGGUGAUCGGGUAUGAUGCUCGCGCUCACCCACCAAGUGGUGGCAGCAGUAAAAGAUUUGCCUCCCUCGCUGCUUCUGUCUUGAUCAGCCGAGGAGUUCCAGUCUACCUCUUCAGUGACAUCACGCCCACUCCUUAUGUGCCGUUUACCGUAUCACAUCUAGGACUGAGUGCUGGCAUCAUGGUAACAGCCUCCCAUAACCCAAAACAAGACAAUGGAUACAAGGUGUACUGGGCGAAUGGAGCUCAGAUCAUUCCACCUCAUGAUAAGGGCAUCUCUGCAGCUAUAGAAGAGAACCUUGAGCCGUGGCCAGAAUCAUGGGACACAGAUGGUGCUCUUCAGAGUUCCCUACUCAAAGACCCAUACCAGGACAUACAUAGAAAAUACCAUCAAACCAUACAACAGCACUGCUUUCACAGGGAGCUGAAUAAGAGUUCAGAGGUGAAGAUAGUCCAUACGUCAGUUCAUGGGGUGGGACAUAUUUUUGUCCAGGCUGCUUUUAAAGCCUUUGACCUUCAACCGCCAUACGCUGUGGAAGAGCAGAAAGAUCCUGAUCCAGAGUUCCCCACUCUCAUAUACCCCAACCCUGAGGAGGGAGAGGGAGUCCUGACACUGUCCUUCGAGCUUGCAGAUAAAGAGGGGGCAACUGUGAUUCUGGCAAAUGACCCUGACGCUGACCGACUAGCUAUUGCAGAGAAACAGAAGAGGUCAUUUGGGCAGUGGAAGGUAUUCUCUGGUAAUGAGUUGGGUGCUUUGCUCGGCUGGUGGAUUUUCCAUUGUUGGAAGCAGCAGAAGGGAGAGGGAAAAGCCUCCAUCAAGGAUGUCUACAUGCUAUCCAGCACUGUCUCUUCCAAAAUCCUCAGAGCAAUCGCUGUUAAAGAGGGCUUCCACUUUGAGGAGACACUUACAGGCUUUAAGUGGAUGGGAAACAGAGCCAGAGAGCUGAUGGAUCAAGGAAAGACUGUGUUGUUUGCCUUCGAAGAAGCCAUCGGCUACAUGUGUUGUCCUGUAGUUUUGGAUAAAGAUGGUGUGAGUGCGGCUGCUAUUGCUGGCGAGUUUACCUGCUACCUGGCUGCUAAAAACGUAACGCUGUCCCAGCAACUCACGUCCAUUUAUGAGGAGUAUGGCUACCACAUUACCAAAAAUUCCUACUUCAUCUGUCACAAUCAAGACACCAUCAAGCAGUUGUUUGAGCGUCUUCGGAACUACAGUGGAGAGAAGUGCUAUCCUAAAGAGUGUGGGAGCUUUGCCAUCACAGCAGUGAGAGACCUGACCACCGGCUAUGACAGCAACCAGCCCGACAACAAAGCAGUUCUGCCCACUAGUAAGAGCAGUCACAUGAUCACCUUUACCUUCGCUAAUGGGGGCGUGUCUACAAUGAGGACCAGCGGCACAGAGCCCAAAAUCAAAUAUUACACAGAGCUCUGUGCUGCACCGGGAAACAGUGAUCUUGACCAGUUGAAGACUGAGUUGGAUAACUUGGUUGAUGCCAUUGUGAGCAACUUCUUCCAACCUGAGAAGAACGGCUUGACUCCGAGACCAGAGUGACAGGAAGUACCGCAAAGAAUUACAAAUUCAGAACAUUCUACUUCUGCUCUUAGUCUUAACAUAGCAUACCGAACCACUCUUUUUAAUGCUUACAUGCUCUUAAGUCUAAAUCUGAGCAACUUUUUUAAUAAACUCUUGAUUUUUAUACCAGAACAUUUGAUCAGAGUUGUAACCACAUAAACAUUACCACUGCCUCCUUAAAGUAAUAGUUCACCCAAAAAAUAUCUCAUUAAUUACUCAUCCUCAUGCCAUCCUAUAUGUGUAUGACUUUCUUUCUACUGCAGAACACAUUUCAGCUCUGUUGGUCCGUACAGUGCAAGUGAAUGGGUACCAACAUUUUGAAGCUCCAAAAGCACAUAAAGGCAGCAUAAAAGUAAUCCAUACAACUCUAGUGGUUAAAUCCAUAUAUUUACAAGCAAUAUGAUAGGUGUGGUUGAGAAACAGACUAAUAUUUAAGUCAUUUUUUAUUAUAAAUUUCCACUUUCACUUCCGCAUAAUUUUUUUGGCGAUUCACAUUCUUCCUGCAUAUCGCCACCUACUGGGCAGGGAGGAGAUUUUACAGUAAAAAAUUACUUAAAUAUUGAUGUGUGUCUCACCCACACCUAUAAUAUCGCUUCUGAAGAUAGGGAUUUAAACACUGGAGUCAUAUGGUUUACAUUUAUGCAGCCUUUAUUUGCUUUGUGGAGCUUCAAAACUUUGGUACCCAUUCACUUGCAUUGUAUGGACCCACAGAGCUGAAAUAUUCUUCUAGAAAUCUUUGUUUAUGUUCUGCAGAAGAAAAUAAGUCACAUCUAGGAUGGCACGAUGGUGAGUAAAUGAUGAGAGAAUUUUCAUUUUUGUGUGAACUAUUCCUUUAACCUUGUACACUGUGUGUAGAAUUUUUACAAGUGUUUUUUUUUUUUUUUUUUUUUUACCUCUCAGUUUCCUAAGCUUGGAGAUGAAAUAAUAAGAGAAAAAAACAACAACUUUUAUUUGCCUUUAUGACCUAGUGAACUGUGAAUGUAUUGAUGUUGCAAAGGAAGAAUGUUUGAAAAAAUGUUAAGGUAAUUUAAUUCUGUAGAAAGUACCAGUAGUUACCAGAGUUAAUUGACAAAUUAUUCCAUGUGCUGGAGCAGGAGACAACUAUCUGGUUACGGUUUUAAAAUGCAACCAACUGAAUAACCUCAUACAUCAUGUGAUACACAAGGGAAAUACUGCAAAAUAACAGCUAUUGUAUUCAAUCAGUAAUUCUCAAAUCCAGAAUGGUUUUACCAAAAACCAUUUAAAAGAUGGGACCUGAAUUGACAGUAGUGCAUAAAGAGCAAAUUGAAAGUAUCUUUAUAGGCUGUUUGUGCUGAUAAAAGCAGUGGUAUUUUAGUUCUGUAAGUGCCAUAACAGCCUUAUUGUGGAAGAAACUGAUAUCUGAAUUCUAGUAGCUGGUUUACAUGAUUCCAUAGCAUUUUCAUUCCAUCUGUUCAGGAUUUGUCAAUAAAUGUUGACUGGCAAUUUAAAUGCCAUACCUGAGCAAUUCAUUCCAUAAUGCAUCUGUGAAGUAAGCCGGAUUCACAUGUUUGGAAUAUUUUACAUUUGAAAAGAAGACUAAAGUCAAAACAGUUUAUUGAAUAGAUUUUUUGUGCGUUAGAAUAAAGCAACAAAUUUUUUAGACAUCUCAUUUUGGCAAAGGUUUUAGGUCUGAAAUUUAACAGAAAAUACUGUACCUUACAAUGAACUCUGUAACACAAAAUAAAUCUACUAAUAUAUUAGGCCCAAUUGCCAAGCCACUGGAUACAUGAAUACACCUGUUGAUUUGACAUUUUUUCAUGUGAUUUAAAGCAUUUCAGUUGCCUUUUCAGUUUAAAACUUUAGUUCACCCCAAAAUGAAUAUUCUCACAUCAUUUACUCACCUUCAUGCCAUCCCAGAUGAGUAUGACUUUCUUCUGCAGAACACAAAUUAAGAUUUUAGAAGAAUACCUCAACUCUGAA